This is a messenger RNA of Hirsutella rhossiliensis, 207 nucleotides long. RefSeq names its product ribosomal protein s28e domain-containing protein. Gene Ontology annotation, molecular function: structural constituent of ribosome. Gene Ontology annotation, cellular component: cytosolic small ribosomal subunit; ribosome. The record is from RefSeq and is a predicted model, not a curated record. The coding region runs from base 1 to 207 and encodes 68 amino acids. NCBI's taxonomy places the organism in Eukaryota, Fungi, Ascomycota, Sordariomycetes, Hypocreales, Ophiocordycipitaceae. The transcript is spliced from 3 exons. Gene Ontology annotation, biological process: translation; maturation of SSU-rRNA; ribosomal small subunit assembly.
AUGGAAACCUCAAAGGUCCCCGUCAAGCUGGUCAAGGUGACCCGAGUCCUCGGCCGAACCGGCUCUCGUGGUGGUGUCACGCAGGUGCGCGUUGAGUUCAUGGACGACCAGACCCGAUCCAUCAUCCGGAACGUCAAGGGCGCUGUUCGCGAGGACGAUAUCCUGUGCCUGCUCGAGUCUGAACGUGAGGCCAGACGCCUGCGAUAA